Molecule: messenger RNA, 2574 nt
Organism: Ylistrum balloti
Lineage: Eukaryota; Metazoa; Mollusca; Bivalvia; Pectinida; Pectinidae
Exons: 4
Coding region: 1-2574 (857 amino acids)
Biological process (GO): iron ion transport
Cellular component (GO): plasma membrane
Molecular function (GO): copper ion binding; oxidoreductase activity
Source: RefSeq, a predicted model, not a curated record
AUGACGAUAAGGUGCAGAGAGCCAGGUAUCAAUUCGAACGAACUUUCUGUGAAUGAAUACACGAUACAUGCCCCAGAUUCGCAAAGGAUGUCUUCCGUUGAAUGUGUUUGGUUUUACGGAAUUAAACGCCCUCGUUCUCAAACCUGCCUGGAUCAUCUGAGGGCUGGUAUUGGGAGAAGUUUGGUGUUAAAAGAACAGAACCAACAAUUGGCAAUAAACCUGAUUUUGGCCUGGGUUGACAUACAGCCUGCACGAUCUGCAGGUACAUACUGCAUGAAUUCAAAGAAUAUUCAUCAUGUUGGAACAUUCUUUCUUAUAAUUCUGUUCCUGUUUGCCGACGCUCAGAACUACUGGGAAGAUACUAGAGCCGGGAAAAUCCCCGCAUGCCUCACAACAACUUGUGAUAGGAAUGACACUGUUUGUGAGUGCUAUCUCACAAUUGAACAUCGUUUAACAAUGAUGUAUGAAGAAUCACAAAAACUGGUUGUUCCAUUAGGAGGACAACUACAUGAAUAUGAUAGCCUAGGUUCCCCAAUAGAUAACAUAGAGGAGUUGCCAUUUAUCUUGACGGCGGACGGAAACAAUUCCAGACUUGUUAUCGCUAUAAAUCGGCGCUUUCCAGGACCACAGAUUACUGCGUACGAGGACCAGACACUGAUCAUCCAUGUUCGCAACCUGAUGCACACCGAUAGUACUACUAUACAUUGGCAUGGCAUGCACCAGAAAGAUACCACAUACUCCGACGGUGUUGCUUUCGUUUCCCAGUGUCCGCUGGGACACGGCCAGGAGUUCACUUACAAAUUUAAAGCCAAGCCGCACGGUACCAGCUUUUACCAUGCCCAUAUUGGCGAUCAGAGGACCAUGGGAUUGUAUGGAGCUCUUAUCGUAUAUCCCAAACAAGAACUUCCUUCCACAACCAAAGCAGAACACGCGGCCAUUAUUCAGGACUGGAAUCAUGACGACGACGCGGCUAGUUUGUAUCAACGCAUGCUGUAUGGUGUGUUCUACCAAUCGAGCCGAUCUCGAUAUCAACCAACUGCUUCGAAAGAUGGUGGAAUGUAUAGUAGAUUUCUGUUUCAUUCUGGUCUUGUGAAUGGAAAGGGGCGAUAUUACAUCUACGGCAACACACACAACCAAGCUCCUCUGACUAGGUUUGACGUGAUUAGAAACAAGUGGUAUACCUUUAGAGUCAUCAGCGCAGCCACCCUUUAUCCGUUUCUUGUUUAUGUAACUGGUCAUCCAAAGCUAACACUUAUCGCAUCGGACGGGUUUGCUCUUCAGGAGAUGGUUGUUGAUGCUUUCGUCAUUAAUCCUGGGGAGAGAUAUGAUUUCAAAAUAUUUACAAAUUCGACAGAUGGAAAUUACAUGCUUGUAGCGCAGACUUUGGAAAACAACAAUUUUCAUAUAGCAGAAGCUAUCAUCCACUAUAGGAAUGUUCCUGUUGAAUUGAAUCCUGGUCGACCGGCGGCCCUGAGCUGUUCUAUGGGUACAAAAUGUAUCAUUUUCAAUUGUCCAUACUUAAGUCCUAUCAGCGGUGGUGAAAGUUGUAAGACGUUUAACGACGCAAGAACCGACGAUUUUAACUCUAAGCCAGAAGACGUUACCAACAUCGAUGAGGAACACUUCUUCAACUUUGCUUUUCCAGGAGAGGUGGGUGAUACUCCUGCGUCUGUCAAUGGCCGUCAGUUCGUACCGCCAAUUGCGCCAUUGUACUCGCAGCCGAAUGAUCUUACUACUGCUUGUUCUCCUAACUGUGCUGAUAAUAACCUUUGUACAUGCACAUACACACAGGAAAUUCAAAAUGGGAGAGUAUACCAGUUCACACUAACCAACCUCGGGAACGGCAAAGGGUGGUCACAUCCGGUACACUUACACGGUCAUUCGUUUUAUGUCAUGAAGAUUGGUUUCGGAAAGUAUAACUCAGCAGGUGUUCUGGUCGGUUCGACACCUGAUAUAUCCUGUGAUAUUGGAUCUAAAGGCUUCUGUAACAAUCCUGUGUGGGCUAACGAGACAUGGAGAGGAGGAAACGUACCGGGAUUAGUUCUCGACAAACCCGCACAGAAAGACACCAUUAUAGUCCCUACCGAUGGCUACGUCGUCAUCAGAUUCAAGGCAGAUAACCCAGGUGCCUGGUUCUUCCACUGUCACAUCGACCUCCACAACACGAACGGGAUGGGGAUGGUUAUCCUGGAGUCGCCUACGAUGUAUCCCGACAUACCAAAGGGAUUUCCGACCUGUGGAACCUUCAGAACCUUCAGAACGGAUACCCAACCGUUAUUAGCCGCUGGGCUACAAAAUGUGAACAUGUUACAAGGGAAAAUAAUCUGGAGCAUAACACUGUCCUCAGAAGCAUUUCUUGACCAGCGGGUGGCUAUCAUACUUGAUGGUCCAUACACCUAUAUCCCUAAGAGUUAUGAUAACAAGCUCAAGAGAAUCUCCUACUGUGGCAAGAAGAAGCAAAACUAUUUGAAAUUCACGAGCAUAGCCCUGUAUGAUGAUUACAUUCUGGACACAGAAGGGCCCUUUCAUGGAAGCUUAAAUGAUGACAAGAUUACAAAAAGCCAUAAUGGAUAG